This is a messenger RNA of Anguilla anguilla (European eel), 2577 nucleotides long. Its product is annotated as GTP-binding protein Di-Ras2-like. The record is from RefSeq and is a predicted model, not a curated record. NCBI's taxonomy places the organism in Eukaryota, Metazoa, Chordata, Actinopteri, Anguilliformes, Anguillidae. Bases 1331 to 1930 code for a protein of 199 amino acids. Gene Ontology annotation, biological process: signal transduction. Gene Ontology annotation, cellular component: plasma membrane. The transcript has 2 exons. Gene Ontology annotation, molecular function: GTP binding; GDP binding; GTPase activity.
UGGAGUUUCCAUGUUCUCCCUGUGUGCGUGUGGGUUUCCUCCAGGUACUCCGGUUUCCUCCCACAGUCCAAAGACAUGCAGGUAGGUGGAUUGAAGAGACUAAAUUGUCCAUAGGUAUAAAUGUGUGAGUGAAUGGUGUGUCCCCCCUGCAACAGAUUGGCGACCUAUCUGCUAAAAGUAUUGAUAUCAAAACAAGGCCAAGUAACAACAAACAAUAUCUUAGCUCACACAAAUUUAACAAGCUUUAUUCCAAAGCAACGCUACCCAAUGUUUCCUCAUUUAUUGAAUGUAAUUUGGCUGUUUGUUUUUUCAUCUUACCAUCUGCAGAGAAUGUUGUGCAUUCUAAAUUUCCCACAUCAAAUAAUACUUAGAUAGAAUACUUCAUGAUCCCCAUUGGGAAAUUUUUAUAGCGGCAUGUAACAUUCACAUUUACAAACAGACAUUUCUACCAAGAAACAUACAGUCAUUUAUACUAGAGAAAUGGGGAAGGGAAUUCAUAAAUAAUCAAUAAUAAUAAUAAUGCAUUUAUUCAUGGUGUGUUUUUCAUACUCUAGUACUGUACUGGAUGCAGGAAAUUGUUCAGACAUAUACUGUAGUCAUUUUUACAAUUUUUAGUGUGAUAGCUGAAUUGCAGAUUAUUAUUUGCAGAUGAUUGGCAUUUCAUACUUUCAUGUUAUACAUAACAUUUGAAUGACCACAUUCUCUUCAGAUGGUAAGAUCUAAAAAAACACAGGGCCAAGAUACAUGAAAUAAACACUUGCACUAACAUUGCUUUGGAAAUGUGUUUCUGUUGAGAUGUAUUCGUAAGCAGUGUCCCGCAUGCAAUUUACCAGUGUUCCAUGAAUGGACUAGUCCAUGCAAAAGAAAAUGAAUGAAAAAACAGGGUGGUCAUGUUUACUGUCUCGGAAAUUGCUGCGACAUUUUAGGCUCCACAUUUCAUCAAAUCCAAUUGUUUUGAUUAAAAUAAGGACAUGAAAAGUGAUGUUGACCUCUAAUAGCGAGACAAAAUGACAAUAUUUAUCGACCGAUAUUAACGUGCGAUUCCCCCGUUGCUAAAUGGUAUUUUCCUAUCUGUGUCGGUCAUAUAGUAAGUACACAACACUGGAAUUUUAUUUACAAUAACGUACAGCAUCCCGACCAGCCGAUUGUAUCAGGCACUCCACAUAUGUGAAAUGUCAUUGGCAGAUCUUAUUCUCUGUGUUUUCAGCAGUCUAAUUGAGUCUGUGGAAUGUGUAAUCUCAACUCUUGCCUGACAUUAACAGACUAACAUCACUCUGCAUUCUGUGAUCUGGUACCCACUGGAACCUCCAGAAGAGGGAUUGGAGAAGCCAUGCCCGAGCAGAGCAAUGACUACCGGGUAGUGGUCUUUGGGGCAGCCGGUGUUGGUAAGAGUUCUCUCGUGCUGCGGUUCAUCAAAGGCACCUUCCGGGAGACCUACAUUCCCACCAUUGAAGACACAUACCGACAGGUGAUCAGCUGUGACAAGAACAUCUGCACCCUGCAGAUCACAGACACAACAGGCAGCCACCAGUUCCCUGCCAUGCAACGCCUCUCCAUCUCCCGAGGCCACGCCUUCAUCCUGGUCUACUCGGUCAUCAGCCGCCAGUCUAUGGAGGAGCUGCAGCCCAUAUAUGAGCAGAUAUGCCAGAUAAAGGGCAUUGAUGUACAGGGGAUGCCUGUCAUGCUGGUGGGCAACAAGACCGACGAGACCCACCGAGAGGUGCAGACCAGCGAGGGGGAGGGCCUGGCUGCCCGCUGGAAGUGUUCCUUCAUGGAAACCUCGGCAAAGACCAACUACAACGUACAGGAACUGUUCCAGGAGCUGCUCAACCUGGAGAAGAGGAGAGUGGUCAGUCUGCAGGUGGAUGGCAAGAAGUCCAAGGCAAUGAGGGCCAAAGACAGACUAAAGGGGAAGUGUGCCAUCAUGUGAUUGGUAAUGAAACUGCAUGGCAUCACGUCAGCCCAGAACAUUCAAUCAAAUAUACCCAGUUCUGUUCUAAAUCAGGCAACCCUGGUCGUGAAGUGUGAAAGAUGUUCCUGGUUUUUUUGCUCUAUCCAAACCUAAAACUGCAUAAUUUGAUUAAUUAUUAGGCUUAAUGAAUGCAAGUAACCAUGUUCUGGAGGUGUUCUGCCAUUUCACCAGUCUGGCUCUUCAGUCUCUAAAUAAUCAAUCAAACUCUUGUGAUCAGCACAGAAGAUGUGCCUAACCAUGUGCUGUAUAUUAAUGUAUAUACAUGUAAUCACGUGAUGGUUCCAAAUUGGAGGACACAACAGUUAUAUGAACAUUCACCCAAAGCAUAUUAUCCUCUGACAAAUUAAAAAAUUAAAGUGCUUUCAUUAGUAUCAUGAGUGUAACGGCGACCCUGGUACACAUGAAGCUCGGUUAAUGUCAACCUGCUGAUUUUUUGUGCCUGAACUUUAUUCGUAAAUUUUUUGUGAUUAUGUUAAGGCACUUUCAUGUUGCAGCAUGAUAAAAAUGUUUUCAAUGGUAAUAUGUUGCAUGAGUUUAUAUUCUGAUCCUACCAACUAUCAUUAACUUAUAUCAUUAUGUGAACCAUUAAAAUCAGUUUUUAUUUA